Messenger RNA from Talaromyces rugulosus, 285 nucleotides. RefSeq lists its product as uncharacterized. The transcript has 3 exons. Lineage: Eukaryota; Fungi; Ascomycota; Eurotiomycetes; Eurotiales; Trichocomaceae. The record is from RefSeq and is a predicted model, not a curated record. Gene Ontology annotation, cellular component: mitochondrion; mitochondrial inner membrane; MICOS complex. The coding region runs from base 1 to 285 and encodes 94 amino acids.
AUGGCCGAGUCCACCGAGUUGAAGCCCGUUGCGCGCGCCACUAAACCCGUCAGCGAAGCUCUCCUUAAUGAGAAGUGGGACCACGCCAUCUCCUCCCUGAUUGUCCGCUCGUCGGUCGGCCUCGGAUUUGGUGUUGUUCUCUCGGUCUUGCUCUUCAAGCGGAGAGCCUGGCCUGCUUGGGUUGGUCUUGGUUUCGGCGCUGGGCGUGCGUAUGAAGAAGCCGACACUGCCUUCCGACGAGGCGAUAACCCAGUCACGGACGCUCUGCGCCACGCUAGAUCGUGA